This is a messenger RNA of Emys orbicularis (European pond turtle), 1350 nucleotides long. RefSeq names its product syndecan 3 (gene SDC3). Bases 1 to 1350 code for a protein of 449 amino acids. The transcript has 7 exons. The record is from RefSeq and is a predicted model, not a curated record. Gene Ontology annotation, cellular component: membrane; cell surface. NCBI's taxonomy places the organism in Eukaryota, Metazoa, Chordata, Testudines, Emydidae. Gene Ontology annotation, biological process: cell migration.
AUGGCGUGUCGCGAAGUGUGGGCCCUCACGUGCCAGGAAGCGGGGAAGCUCAGAGCCACUCCCGGUGUCUGGUUUGCCGUGGCGCUGGUGCAGGACAGCCCGCUCUGUAACCAGGACCAGCGAUCAGAGCAGGCAGCCCAGUACCAGGAAGGGGACGACGAUGUUCUUUUGAAGGUAGUUUUUUGGCGGUUGGCAGUGAUAUUUCUAGUCGUGGCAGCUAGGCGUGCAGUUGCACAGCGCUGGCGUAACGAAAACUACGAGAGGCCCGUGGACCUGGAAGGGUCAGGGGAUGACGACCCCUUUGCGGAUGAUGAAAGUGACGACCUCUACUCGGGGUCUGGCUCAGGAUAUUUUGAGCAGGAGUCUGGGAUCGAGACGGCGGUGAGGCUCCGCACGGACACGCUCCCCACCACCCCGGCCGUGCUGCCCGUCACAUCCGUGCAGCCCGUGGCAACUCCCUUUGAAAUGCUGCCUGCAGAGGAAACCACCCCUGAGCAGGCGACCAGCGUCCUGUACAUCCCCAGGGUGACAGAGGCACCGGCAAUUCCCAGCUGGAAAGCAACUACCACCAGUGCCACGGCCAGUGACACCCCGCUACCCGCAACGGCAGCUGCUGCCGCCAGCCCCACCGCUCCCACUGCCAAGCCAACAACCGUCCGGAGGAUCCUGCCUCCCUUCGUCACGACGACGGCCACAACGCGGGCCACCACCCUGGAAAUGCCGACCGCAGCUGUGACGGAAGCCAGCACGGUCACGGAGGCUGCCACGUCCCGGCUCCUCACCCCCAGCACUGCCAGGCCCAGAGCCGGCCCAAAGUCGAGCACCUCCAGGACCGUGGUCAUCACAGAGAAAAGCACUGUCUUGCUGCCGCCGGCUGCUACCUUGGCCCCCACGGACGCACCCCAGACCGAGCCGCUGGACGUGACCGUGUCCACGGCCCUCGACAACGAGCUGGAGGUUCCUGUCAGCGGAGGACCCAGCGGGGACUUCGAAAUCCGUGAGGAGGAAGACGUGACUCAGACGGAGCUCAAUAACGAAGUGAUCGCCGCGGUUACCCCGGCAGCAGGGCUGGGGCUGGGGAAGAAUGCAGAGCCCGGCCUCAUAGACAAUACAAUAGACUCUGGGAACUCGGCUGCCCAGCUCCCCCAGAAAAACAUCCUGGAGAGGAAAGAAGUGCUAAUAGCUGUCAUCGUGGGCGGCGUGGUCGGGGCGCUCUUUGCUGCCUUUCUGGUCAUGCUGCUCAUCUACCGGAUGAAGAAGAAGGACGAAGGGAGCUACACACUAGAGGAGCCAAAGCAGGCGAACGUCACAUACCAAAAGCCCGACAAGCAGGAGGAGUUCUAUGCAUAA